UGUGAAUGAUGCUUUUGUUUCCUUUAAAGUACUGAAAUACCUCCUGUAGUGCUGAACUGGAGCGGUCCCAAUCGCGACCAUCUGCUCCACUUGGUUAACUGUACCAUGGCAGUGGUGCAUUCUCUCGACUAUAGAUUGAAACACAAGUGAAGGAUGUUGCAGACCGCUCCACCCCUCCCACACAGCCUGUGUCGAGACCCAGCGCCUCUCCGCUCCAUCUGAGUGAUGAGAGACCGUUCAGUCGUUCUCCUCUGAACACACCCUACCCUCAGACGGGACACACCUGGGGAGAGGUCAUAUCAAAGCGGGGAUUAAUCCGACAUGGCACGUUUCAAGCAAGAACAGUGAUAUUUCUGCGGGCUGCGUGGAAGAAAAUACUGGAAUGACUUGUGCGCGGAGGAAAACAGUGACGGACGACGUAAAUAUUUACAUGCCCUUGUUCACAGCGGCACUGCUCGCCGUCGACUGAACUCACACAGAAACCUACAUCGUGUACCUAUGAGAGACUGCAGAGGAACUGCGAUGUUAACACGUACAAACAACGCCUGAAAUAAAAAUACGGGCGGAAAACGAAUCAUCCUUCCGUAAGAUCGUACUAGAUUUCUGUUAAACCGGACUGUGAGAGUUUCUGGACGUUUGCGGGACUGCUCUUCUUUAAUGUGCGGUCAUGCUGCAGGCAUCAUCAGAUCUGUUCCCUACCUGAGGGAAUCGAGGAUUACUGGAGUUUCUGACAGAAGAGAUAAAACAUGACCUAAUUGGAAUGAGAUACGAGAAGUUUGGAAUGAAACACGCAGUGUUUUGCCGCCUUAAAAAAUUCUAAAUAAUCUGACGUGUGCAAACGGAGGAUUCUAAAGAGUAAACAAAUGACGUUACACGAGUCAGCGGUGGAGGAUGUAAAAGUUAAACGUUACGUGUGGUAAACUACAGUUUUUGUGGGAAAUUGGAUGAGAAAUGUGCGCAGCGCAGUUAACUUUUAAAGUAAUUUUCUGAGUGUAACCGGUUUCCAAACGGUCUUUUGGCAGUUAACCGUCAAGACGGUUUAAACAAAACAAAACUAUUUUUGUGACAUAUUUGUGAUGUGUAUAACCAUGGUAAUGUGAUAAGACAGUACAGUGUUUUAUUGAUGCACCGCCCCAUACAAACAUGCAUGAGCAGCUGUUUCUAUGGUUACAUACGCAGAAGCCAUUUCUGUUCGCGUAACUUUUGUGGUUACGGAAACGUUGUUUGAACGCUGUUGAAACGCAAAUGCUUAUGUAAGAUACAUUUCUAAGACCCCCAACUUUCGUUUGGGGGGGGAUUAAUGCCUUAAUAAGGGGGUCAUACACAGUGUCGCCAAGUUCGCAGUUACCCCGUGGAAUUGGGCUACUUUAACUCAUGUCUGCGGGUUUAAGCGACCCAAAUAAUGUGAUAUUUAUCCCCUGAAAUGCAAAUUUUACCAGAGGAACCCUACUAAAAAGUGCAUAUUUUACCCCUCAGUGAUUUUUACUGGGGGACCACACUGAAAUGCAGUUGGGCUAGUUUUGAGUAGCAACUGGGUGGGUUUUGUUGCGAAAACCUGGCAACGCUGGUUGUACAUCCGCCCCCAAACCUCCUUGAUAAUUUGCACCCUGUGAAUGAGCACUUGAAAUGCCAUUCGAUGCAAGUUUUUAUAAUUUUAUUAUAUAAAUUCACAUUUUAAUGUAAGUGUAUUUUCUCUGUCAGGUGAGAGAUGACAGGUGUCAGGUGAGCAGAAGGACUUUCAAAACAACUUUAUAGGAACGCUAAGACUUGUUUCUUAUUUUCAUUAGUUUUUUACCUACAACUAAAGGACUUUUAAUAGUUAAAUGUGAAUUCAUUUUGAAAGUAUGCCCAGUCUGGAGGUCCUUUUACGGGGUGAGACUCUAUAACCAAACAUGGGAGCGAAGCAAACGAAGGCCGCGGGACAGGAGGCAGGAGCGAGCCCUCAGAGCACAGGAUGGAAACGGACCCCCACGAAAGAGCGAGGAGACAUCCUUACCUCUUUAAUGUUGAGGUCAGGAGACAAACUGAGGAGCAGCGGGACUCCUCCUCCCUACCAGCGGCGCAUCGGGAUGAUACAAGAGAUGAUGCUGAUGGCAAAGCAGGGGAAACACGACGAGGCGACAGAGAUGCUGAAGACUCUCCGGCAGGAUCUGGGAAUGGAGUCAACCUCUCUGGACGAUGUUCUCUACCGCUAUGCCAGUUUCCGCAACCUGGUGGAUCCAAUUACCCAUGACCUCAUUAUCAGCCUGGCCAAAUAUAUUCACUGCCCAAAGACGGAGGGAGAUGCUUUGGGUGCCAUGGAGAAGGUGUGCCGUCAGCUGACCUACCACCUGAGCCCGCACUCCCAGUGGAGACGGCAGGGGCUGCUGAAGAGGAAGCCACAGGCCUGUCUGAAAUCAGUUCUUUCAAGCCCUCCAUCCGGUGGGACAUUAGAUCUGUCUGGCAUCCCUCUUGGAGUUAAAGACAUGGAACGUCUCUGUGCCUACCUGCAUCACCAUGCAUCCCGCAUCGGCAGCCUAGAGCUGGGCUUCACUGAGCUCACAGAUGAUGCCUUCCUUCUGCUUCUCCCUACACUGGCGUCUCUUCCCCGCCUUGAGACUUUGGCCCUCAAUGGCAACAGACUGACCCGUGCCGUGCUCAAAGAGCUCACGGACACGCUAAAGGACCCGGACAGCUUCCCCAGCGUCACCUGGAUCGACUUGGGGAACAAUGUGGAUAUCUUCUCCCUCCCACAGCCAUUUCUGGUAAGCCUGCGUAAGCGCUGUCCCAAACAGGGCAACCUUCCCACCAUCCUUGAGUUCGGCGAGAGCCAGGCCAGCGAGCCGGAGGGCCGAGUGGAUGAAGACGACGCAGAUGACACAAACAGGACAGAGAGCAUGGGAGAACUCAGAUCUGAGGUAGAAGAAGAGAUCGACGGUGAGAUGGAGAUCGAGGACAUGAUGGAGGAGCUGCUUGACUUUGAUAGGGAGGUCCAGGGCAAGGAGGAUGAGGAUGACAGUAUGUGGACUGUGGAGGAGCAGCGGCUGGUAAAAGAUCCAGUUGCAAAGCAGAGCAAAGAGAAGAGGGCGUCCAAAGCAGAGGGCGAAGAGGACUUACAAAGCCAGUCUUCCCAUCUGUCCUGCUCCAGCCAGUCACAGCACUCUUCUGGAGCCAUCGAGCCUUUAAGAGAAGACUCUGUCCCAGACAAGUUAGCAUGUCAUUCGAACAACCCUACCUGAUUGACGCCACCGUCUAAUUUGAUCUGGUCCCUUUAAGAAAAAGCAUGACAGGCUUGUUUUCAAACAGGGUUAUCCAUGAAGUCAUGAGAUUCAGAAGGUUUUAUAGGGUUGACCAUCAAAGCGGUUGUCUGUUGUUGCAAAGGAGAAAUGAAUCACUUAUGAGGUAAAAAAAUAUCAAGUGUACCUUCUGAUUCAGGUUUUUCCCUUCACUAAUAUGUAAAUGUAUAGAUCCAGUCGCAAAGCAAAUAGAAGAGGGCGUCAAAAGCAGAGGGUGAAGAGGACUUCCAAAGCCAGUCAGCCCAUCUGUCCUGCUCUAGCCAUUAACACCACACUUCUGGAGCCAUCAACCCUUUAAAGGGAUAGUUUACCCAAAAAUGAAAAUUCUGUCAUUAAUUACUCACCCUCAUGUCAUUCCAAACCCGUAAGACCUUCAUCUAUUUUCACAAAUGAAAAUAUUUUACAGUAAAUUACGGUUGAACCACUGAUGUCACAUGGACUAUUUUUGACCCAGGACCACAAAAACAGUCUUACGGGUAUAUUUGUAACAAUAGCCAAAAAUACAUUGUAUGGGUCAAAAUUAUCAAUUUUUCUUUUAUGCCAAAAUCAUUAGGAUAUUAAGUAAAGAUCAUGUUCCAUGAAGAUAUUUUGUAACUUUCCGACCGUAAAUAUAUCAAAACUUAAUUUUUGAUUAGUAAUAUGCAUUGCUAAGAACUUUAUUUGGACAACUUUAAAGCUGACUUUCUCAAUAUAAGAUUUUUUUGCAACCUCACAUUCCAGAUUUUCAAAUAGUUGUAUCUCAGCUAAAUAUUGUCCUAUCCUAAAACCACACAUCAAUGGAGAGCUUAUUUAUUCAGCUUUCAGAUGAUGUAUAAAUCCAAAAAAAUGACCCUUAUGAAUAUUUUUGUGGUCCAGGGUCACAUUUUAACGAUGUCCUUACUACCUUUCUGGGCCUUGAACAUAGUAGUUGCGUUGCUGUCAAUGUGGGAUCAGAAAGCUCUUGGAUUUCAUCAAAAAUAUCUUAAUUCGUGUUCCGAGGACAAAUGAACUUUUUACAGAUUUGGAACAACAUGAGGGUGAGUAAUUAACGACAGAAUUUUCAUUUUUGGGUGAACUAUGCUUUUAAGUGAAGACUCUGUCCCAGACCAGUUAGCUUGUCAUUCGGCCAAUCCUAUCUGAUUGAAGCCACUGUCUGAUUUCAUAAGAGUCUGUAAACUUCAUCCCUUUAAGUAUAGGAGAAUGGAAGGAAGAGAGUGACAGCAAGCUACACUAAAAAAUGCUGGGUUAAAAACAAACCAACUUGGGUUAUUUGGCAACCCAGCACUGGGUAAAUAUUGGACAGAACACAUGCUGGGUGGUUUUGACUGAGCUCGUUUAACAAGCAUUUUAGAAAUAAAAAACGGAACAUUUAAAAGUAGCAUUGUAAUUUAAGUGUGUUCAGCCGUUUUCUGUAAUCAUGUUUCACCGAAAUAGCGCUAAUUCUCCCAUUUGGGUUUAAAAACAACAAAAAAAAAACAGCAUUAGAGUGUAGGUUAUCCAUGAAGUCAUGGAAUUCAGUUGGUUUUAUAGGGUUGACAAUCAAGGCGUUGUCUGUUUUUGCAAAGAAGAAAUGAAUCACUUGUGAAGUUAAAAAAAAAAAAAAAUCAAAUAUAC
This is a messenger RNA of Labeo rohita (rohu), 4868 nucleotides long. It is a transcript of the gene lrrc75a, whose product is annotated as leucine rich repeat containing 75A. The coding region runs from base 1893 to 3218 and encodes 441 amino acids. Lineage: Eukaryota; Metazoa; Chordata; Actinopteri; Cypriniformes; Cyprinidae. The record is from RefSeq and is a predicted model, not a curated record. The transcript has 4 exons.